UUAAGUUUUGAUAAAGAAAAAGUCUGGUUAAAUGUGGAUGGUUUUGAUAACCUAAUUGAUAAGACUAAGCCCGAAGAAUUGGACCAAGCCAAGGACAACCAAGAAAAAUUACAAAAGGCGAUUGAGAAAGUUGAAAAGUUAAAUCAAGACAUUUUAGAUAAAAAUAAAGACUUAGAAAAUAGUUUAAAAGAAGCCAAAAAGCGAUUAAAUGAUUUAAAAAAACAAACUUCUUCUGAUAAAGACCAUGCUAAUUUUGCCGAAAAAGGUCAGGAUAUUGUUUGUGCGGCUAUUUCCGCCAUUACUAACGGCACGGUUAACUUUUUCCAACUUUAUUAUAAAGACGACUGUAAAAUAACUUAUUUGCCAGCCGAAAUAAGCAUUUAUCCUCAAAAUGACAACCCCGAAUGUCAAUUAUGCUUGCGGUUAAUGCUCUAUCAAUUGGAAAACAUUGCUAAUUCUUACCCAGAUUAUUUAAAAAUUCAUGACACAACUAACCUCUAA
Ambispora leptoticha is the source of this 501-nucleotide messenger RNA. The record is from the annotation of a GenBank genome assembly. NCBI's taxonomy places the organism in Eukaryota, Fungi, Glomeromycota, Glomeromycetes, Archaeosporales, Ambisporaceae.